Molecule: messenger RNA, 2284 nt
Organism: Epinephelus fuscoguttatus (brown-marbled grouper)
Lineage: Eukaryota; Metazoa; Chordata; Actinopteri; Perciformes; Serranidae
Exons: 5
Coding region: 47-946 (299 amino acids)
Source: RefSeq, a predicted model, not a curated record
ACAAUACAGGCAGCAGCUCUCAGCAGUCACAGACUCUGCAGCAAAGAUGAAGAAGAGCGUCUUUCCAAAUUUUGCUCUCAAGAAACUCGGCACCUUUGUCGCAAUCAUUGUGAUUUUUAUUCACAAUGUUGUGCUCGACAGGGAUUUGAAGUGCAAUUGUGAGGCUCCAGGUCGCGGCUGCAAUUCCUUCAUGGCUAUGCCGUUCUUUAUUAUAUUUUUUGUCCAACUCUGGACGGACAAGACGUUUCUGAGAGCCUGGAAAUAUGCCUGUACCUCUACCUGUAUCAGUAGUGUUUGGGCUUUAUUGUGUCAUAUCAUCAAAGCAGGGUUCAUAGGUUUGAUUUGGGUCAUCUCUGUGCUGAUCGAUGGAGACUGGUGGGUUUGCUGUAAGAGUGAUAAAAAGUUGGCCUGCAAACCUCAACAAAACCUCACGGCUCAGGAUCACACAACCAUCGCUGAACUGAAAAUCGAGUCCUUGAUUGCUGGCAUGUCGACCCUCCUUGCUAUCCUGCUGCUUGCCUUUAUAUCAUCAUUUGUACCAAAGAACUGCUCUGAAGAAUCCAGGCGCUACAACAUGAAGAUUCAAUAUUACAGUGUGGUUUUGGACGAAGAGGAAAAUGUGCUGAAAGAAAUUUUGACAAAAUCAGCAAAAGACCAGUUGACUGGAAUCAUCAUUAACAACACAUGGGACAAAUGGUAUGUUGCUGCUGAAGAUGUGCUAAAGAAAUCUCCUGAACCAAGCCUUUCUCAACAACAGCAGGAAGACCUGAAGAAAUGCAAAAACCCGAGCAACAGCAACAACAGCAAUGGCCGUGACGGAGCACAGGACAAUGACACAGACCGUGCCACAGGACAGCCAGGAGAAAAUCUCCCUCUUAUGGAGCGUCAUGGAGCAGCAGGAAACCAGGGGGGCGGUGAGGAUCCAGGUCCAUCCGGCGUGCAGUAAAGAUGUGUCGGCCAUGACGGUCACAUGUUGUCACCGUGUUUUAAUCUGUUCUUAUGUUUAUCAGUUAACUGGAGCUGUGCUUUGUUACGAGGGUUUAAAUGAAAUGUCUCUACUGUGAUUCAUAUUUUCUGUAUUUGUGUUUUAAUGACAUUUUUUCACCUUCAUCAGAUCAGUGUGUUUUAGCUUUUACAGCUUGUACCGUUAGCUAAAGUUAGCAUGCUAACAUUCAGAGUUUCGUCUGUAUUUCAUUGCUUCAUAAACGAAUGACAUUCCCAUCAUCCUCAGCUGUUCUCUGGUUUGUUGCUGACUGAUCAGCGUGUAAAGCUUAAAGGCCCACAGCUGUCUCCAGAACCAUCAGAGGAAACCAGGAGAGGACAGAAACCAGAGGACAGAAACCAGGAGAGGACAGAAACCAGGAGAGGACAGAAACCAGAGGACAGAAACCAGGAGAGGACAGAAACCAGAGGACAGAAACCAGGAGAGGACAGAAACCAGGAGAGGACAGAAACCAGAGGACAGAAACCAGGAGAGGACAGAAACCAGGAGAGGACAGAAACCAGGAGAGGACAGAAACCAGAGGACAGAAACCAGAGGACAGAAACCAGGAGAGGACAGAAACCAGAGGACAGAAACCAGAGGACGGCCGACACGUCCACAGCUGCUCUCAGAUCAGAGCCACCUGUGGAGAGGUCAGACCUCUGUGUGGGCAGCAGGCUUUUGUUUAGCAGGAACGUUAUGAUGCUAGCACGCUAAGCUAAGAUGGUGAACAUUAUGAGUGCAAACCACCACUAUGAUCACCGUUAAAAUAAAGCUGUGUAGACAGUGUAGGCCGACUCCAUUCUGAAUAAUGAUCGAACAAAGAUGGUGGGACCAAACAGGAUCUCCAUGACGACCACAGAGGAGACGGAGACAACAGAACGCUGAACGUGACAACGUGUUCUGCUGCUAAACCUCACACAGAAUAAUAUUUUUAUUAUUAUUAUUAUGAUUUUGAUUUAUACAAUUCAGACUGACUUAAGGAAAUGAGAAAAAAAUGUAAAUGUGAAAUUGAUUUUAUGUUGAAAAAGACAUUCUUUGGCAAAAAUAUAUUUUUCUCAGCUUUUUGCCUGAAAAAUGCACAGAUUCAAGUGUUGAUAAAAAUAAAUGAAAUAAGACGUAAUAAAAUGUUUUUUAUGUGUGUAUAAAAACAGAAGUUCUCUUCUUCAGUUUGAUGUUUAUACUGUUUACAUAUUCAGAGAAUAAAUUAUUCUGUGGGUCCUGAAAGAUCAGUAAGAAACCUCGGAGUAAUAUUUGACCAAGAUUUGUCUUUUAAUUCUCAUUUAAAACAAACCUCACGGA